Molecule: messenger RNA, 1209 nt
Organism: Humulus lupulus (European hop)
Lineage: Eukaryota; Viridiplantae; Streptophyta; Magnoliopsida; Rosales; Cannabaceae
Product: fasciclin-like arabinogalactan protein 11
Exons: 1
Coding region: 91-1011 (306 amino acids)
Source: RefSeq, a predicted model, not a curated record
CCCAAAUUAAAUCUACCAUAGCAUUCUUUUCUUGUGAGCAAAAGCAUAAAGCAUAAUACACAAUAUAUAAGCAGAGCUCCUCGAAAAGCCAUGAUGAUUAAACACUUUGUCAUCUGCUCAUUCCUAACAGUCCUUUUCUGUGCUAAAACUUUAGCCAUAACCCCAGCUCAUGCCCCAUCCCAAACACUAGCACAUCCACCAUCCAAACCCUUGGCUGAACCACCACAGAAGCCCAAGCCAUCUCCAUCCGUAGACUCCUCUUCUGCUCCCCCGUUGUCCGAAGAGCCAAUUGUUCAAGCUCCUCCGCAUAAAGGCCGAAGCCGGAUUCCCACGGACGUCACUGGAAUCCUCGAAAAGGUUGGCGGCUUCAGCGUCUUCAUUCGCCUCCUCAAAAGCACCGAAGUUCUCAUUCAGAUCGAAAACCAGCUCAGUGCCUCAAACAGCUUAACCAUCCUAGCCCCAACUAACGAUGCCUUCGCCUCUACACUCAAGCCUGGAACCCUCAACACCCUGAGCAACGAACAAAAGGUCCAGCUAAUGCAAUACCAUGUUCUCCCUACCUUCAUAUCGCUGGCCAACUUCGAGACUCUCAGCAACCCUGUCCGUACACAAGCUGCUAAUUCGUAUGACUAUCCUAUGAACAUUACUACCGAAGGAAAUUGGGUUAACAUAUCUACUGGUAUUGUCAAUGCCUCCAUUACCGCCACGGUGUUCUCGGACAAUCAGCUAGCUAUUUAUCGAGUUGAUAAGGUUUUGCUUCCCUUUGGCGUUUUUGCACCGAGGCCGAAGCUGCAACCUUCACCUGCACCGGCUCUUCUGGCAAAGCCAAAAGGGUCGUCGUUGAAUUCAUCGUCGUCAAUGUCGUCGACUGCGGAUGGCCCGGCUGCUGAUGAUGAUGACGAUCAGAAAACGAAUGCGUCUGGUGCGCCUGAUUUUACUACCGGAGCUGGCGCGGUGUCGUUCGGAGUUAUUUCCAUUUCUAUGGUCGCAACAAUUCUUGUGUUUGUUUAGUUUGACUUAACAUAUCCCUUGUUUCGAGAUUUGUUUGAAAUAUGGGCGAUUUGUAUUGGGUUGUACUUGGUCAUGUUGAUUUUAUUUUUGGUGAUGAUGGGAACAUUUGCACUUUUUCAAUUCGUUUUAAUUAAUUUUUUCAUGUUAAUAUUCAUCUCUGUUGUCGAGACAUUUAUUAAAACUAGUUUAUACACUUAA